Messenger RNA from Larimichthys crocea (large yellow croaker), 7358 nucleotides. It is a transcript of the gene nos1, whose product is annotated as nitric oxide synthase 1 (neuronal). Gene Ontology annotation, biological process: nitric oxide biosynthetic process. NCBI's taxonomy places the organism in Eukaryota, Metazoa, Chordata, Actinopteri, Sciaenidae. Gene Ontology annotation, molecular function: nitric-oxide synthase activity; NADP binding; calmodulin binding. The coding region runs from base 16 to 4374 and encodes 1452 amino acids. The record is from RefSeq and is a predicted model, not a curated record. The transcript is spliced from 29 exons.
GAUCCAGAGGAAUUGAUGGCAGAGAAACAUCCCUGGGGACACACACAUACUCACAAGCAAAGUGCGCACACACCCAAUCAUACAACAGGCACCAUGCAGGAGUCAGAGCCUACAGUGUGCCAGCUGCAGCCCAACAUCAUCUCAGUGCGUCUUUUCAAGAGGAAGGUUGGUGGUCUGGGCUUUUUGGUGAAGCAGAGAGUGGCCAAGCCACCUGUCAUUGUGUCUGACCUUAUCCGUGGGGGCGCAGCAGAAGAGUGCGGCCUGGUGCAGGUGGGUGACAUCGUUUUGGCUGUCAACAACAAGCCCCUAGUGGACCUGUCCUACGAACGGGCCCUGGAGACACUAAAAAACGUUUCACCCGAGACCCACGCCGUGCUUAUACUCCGUGGCCCUGAGGGCUUCACCACCCACCUGGAGACCACCCUGUCUGGAGAUGGCCGCCAACGCACAGUGAGGGUCACACGCCCUGCCUUCCCACCCUCAAAGUCCUUUGAGCACUGCUCCCCUCUCAGCCCAUUUGGCCCUGGGCAGCAGCAGCAGGUCAACAAGGAACCCCAGCUCAGGGCCAUUGAGAACCUGUCCUCUCCUUCCAUCACCCAGUCCCUCCUACAAAGGGGAGGCGUACAAGCCCAGGACCCCUUGCUGAUGAGGGACGGGGGCCGUGGAACUCACCUGUGCAACGGGCUGGAGGAAAACAACGAGCUGCUGAAGGAGAUCGAACCAGUGCUGCGCCUCAUCAAGAACAGCAAAAAGGAGAUCAAUGGAGAAGGCCAGAGGAAUGUGGGAAGAAGGGAUGCCGAGAUUCAAGUGGCCUGGGACCUUGGUGUGGGAAACGGCACGUCUCCCCAGCUGGCGUCAGAUAACAACAGAAUGCUGGAAAACAUGCCAGUGGUGCUCAACAAUGCUGGAAUUGACAUGCCUCCGACCCAAGGCAGGACCUCACCCACUAAGACACUGCAGAACGGCAGCCCCUCCAAAUGUCCCCGCUUCCUAAAGGUCAGGAACUGGGAGACUGGCACCAUCUACAACGACACACUCCACCACAGCUCCAGCAAGAAUGCGUUAUGCACUGAAAAUGUGUGCAUUGGCUCUGUGAUGAUACCCAACGUCCGCAAACCAGAUGAUGUCAGAAGCAAAGAGGAGCUUCUCCCACUGGCCACUGACUUCAUAGACCAGUACUACACCUCUAUCAAAAGGUUUGGCUCUAAGGCCCAUGUGGAUAGGCUGGAGGAGGUGACCAAGGAGAUUGAGGCUUCAGGAACUUACCAGCUGAAAGACAAUGAACUAAUUUAUGGAGCCAAGCACGCCUGGAGGAAUGCUGCCCGAUGUGUAGGGAGGAUCCAGUGGUCCAAACUGCAGGUUUUUGAUGCUAGAGACUGCACAACAGCUCAUGGAAUGUACAACUACAUCUGUAACCAUAUCAAGUACGCCACCAACAAAGGCAACCUGAGGUCAGCCAUCACCAUAUUUCCUCAGAGGACAGAUGGCAAACAUGACUUUCGAGUGUGGAACACUCAGCUGAUUCGUUAUGCAGGCUAUAAACAGCCUGAUAGAAAGAUCAUGGGUGACCCUGCUAAUGUUGAAUUUACCGAGAUCUGCAUGCAGCUUGGAUGGAAAGCUCCAAAGGGCCGUUUUGAUGUCCUGCCCCUCCUUCUGCAAGCUAGCGGAAAUGAUCCUGAGCUGUUUGAGAUCCCUGAAGACCUCAUCCUGGAGGUGCCGAUCACACACCCAAAGUACGAGUGGUUCAAGGACCUGGACCUGAAGUGGUAUGGCCUACCGGCGGUUUCCAACAUGCUGAUGGAGAUCGGCGGCCUGGAGUUCCCUGGCUGCCCCUUCAGUGGCUGGUACAUGGGCACAGAGAUUGGUGUGAGGGACUUCUGCGACAGCUCACGCUACAACCUUCUGGAGGAGGUUGCUAACAAGAUGGGCUUAGACACCAGGAAGACGUCCUCCCUUUGGAAAGACAAGGCACUUGUGGAGAUCAAUAUUGCUGUUCUCUACAGUUUCCAGUCAUGCAAAGUGACCAUAGUAGACCAUCACUCAGCCACAGAGUCCUUCAUGAAGCACAUGGAGAAUGAGUACAGGGUGCGAGGUGGCUGUCCUGGAGACUGGGUGUGGAUUGUGCCUCCCAUGUCAGGAAGUAUCACACCGGUUUUCCAGCAAGAAAUGCUCAACUACCGCCUCACUCCUUCCUUUGAGUACCAGCCUGAUCCCUGGAAUACUCAUGUGUGGAAAGGAGUCAAUGGGACGCCCACAAAGAAAAGAGCAAUCGGUUUCAAGAAGCUUGCCAAGGCUGUGAAAUUCUCUGCCAAGCUCAUGGGCCAGGCCAUGGCCAAGAGGGUGAAAGCCACCAUACUUUUUGCCACGGAGACGGGCAAGUCGCAUGAUUAUGCCAAAACUCUCUGUGAAAUCUUCAAGCACGCGUUUGACGCAAAGGUCAUGUCAAUGGAUGACUAUGAUGUGGUGGACCUGGAGCACGAGACACUGGUGUUGGUGGUGACCAGCACAUUCGGGAACGGUGAUCCACCUGAAAAUGGAGAGAAAUUUGGAGCUGCCUUAAUGGAGAUGUGUCACCCAACAUCCAACACAGAAAACAGAAAGAGCUACAAAGUCCGUUUUAACAGCGUAUCCUCCUACUCUGACACUCGCAAGUCCUCCAGUGACGAGCCAGAAACGAAGAUUAACUUCGAAAGCACUGGACCUCUCGCCAACGUCAGGUUCUCAGCGUUUGGCCUUGGCUCCAGGGCCUACCCACACUUCUGCGCCUUUGCCCACGCUGUGGACACGCUGUUUGAAGAGCUUGGGGGGGAGCGCAUCCUACGCAUGGGAGAAGGAGAUGAGCUGUGUGGUCAGGAGGAGUCAUUCAGAACCUGGGCCAAGAAGGUUUUUAAGGCUGCCUGUGAUGUGUUCUGCGUUGGUGACGAUGUGAACAUUGAGAAGGCCAACGACUCCUUGAUCAGCAACGAUCGAAGCUGGAAGAAGAGCAAGUUCCGCCUGACAUACACUGCAGAGGCCCCGGCCCUCACCGAAGCAUUGCACAGUGUUCACAAGAAGAAGGUUUAUGGAGCAAAGAUGUUGGAAUCUCAGAACUUACAAACUAACAAAUCUAAUCGCUCCACCAUAUUUGUGCGGCUCGACACAAACAACCACGACAGACUGAGCUACCAGCCCGGCGACCAUCUGGGCAUCUUCCCUGGCAACCACGAGGACCUGGUGACAGCUCUCAUAGAGAAAUUGGAGGAUGCUCCACCUGUCAAUCAAAUUGUCAAAGUGGAGUUCCUGGAGGAGAGGAACACUGCCCUUGGUGUAAUCAGUAACUGGACAAAUGAGACCCGUAUCCCUCCAUGCACCAUCUACCAGGCCUUUCAGUACUUCCUGGACAUUACCACGCCACCAAGUCCUGUGCUGCUGCAGCAAUUUGCUGCUCUGGCAACCAAUGACAAACAGAAAAAGAAACUAGAGCUCCUCAGUAAGGGCUUGCAGGAGUACGAAGAGUGGAAGUGGUACAACAAUCCGACCAUGGUGGAAGUGCUGGAGGAGUUCCCCUCCAUCCAGAUGCCCUCCACUCUGCUGCUCACCCGGCUGCCCCUGCUGCAGCCUCGCUACUACUCUAUCAGCUCCUCUCCAGACCUGUACCCAGGAGAGAUCCACCUCACUGUUGCUGUGGUCUCUUACCGUGCCAGAGAUGGAGCAGGACCAAUCCAUCAUGGAGUGUGUUCAUCGUGGCUCAACAGGAUAGAGAAAGGGGAGAUGGUGCCGUGUUUUGUCAGAGGUGCACCAUCAUUCCAACUACCCAAAGACAACCAAGCACCUUGUAUCCUGGUGGGUCCAGGAACAGGUAUCGCCCCAUUCAGAAGCUUCUGGCAGCAGAGACUAUAUGACCGUGAACACAAAGGAAUUGAGUCGGGCCCCAUGAUCCUGGUCUUUGGUUGUCGGCAGUCUGAGGUGGACCACAUCUACAAAGAGGAGACCAUCCAGGCCAAGAACAAUGAAGUGUUCAAGGAGCUCUACACAGCCUAUUCCAGAGAACCUGGCAAACCAAAGAAAUAUGUACAGGAUGCACUGCGCGAGCAGCUGUCAGAGACGGUGUACCAGUGCCUGAGGGAGGAGGGAGGACACAUCUACGUUUGUGGGGAUGUUACAAUGGCUGGAGACGUACUCAAGACUGUCCAGCAUAUCAUCAAGCAGCAGGGCAAGAUGAGCCUGGAGGAUGCUGGUUUCUUCAUCAGCAAGCUUCGGGAUGAGAAUCGCUACCAUGAGGACAUCUUUGGUGUCACCCUGCGCACCUAUGAGGUCACCAACCGUCUUCGUUCAGAGUCCAUUGCCUACAUUGAGGAGAGCAAAAAGGACUCAGAUGAGGUUUUCUGCUCGUAGGUCGAUGAAUCUGGGGCUUUCUGACGACAACCAGUCUAGAGAACAUGGCAACGCUGGUUAAAGAAUACUGUGCCAAUUUUUGUACUGUAAAAAAAAAAAGGGGGUUUCUUUCUUUUUUAUACCACUUAAAUGUUUCUGUUGGGCUCUGCGGUUUUGUCUGUAGCAAGUUGGAAAUGUUCUGUUCUCUGAGAAUCUGUUUUGCUUGUUGAUGAUACUUCCAAAAAUUAUAAAUUGAUCAUUUUGAUUCAUAAUGUGUGCACCUAGUGUAAUGACCUGCCUCAUUGUGAAUGCAUGACCAAGACAAGAAUAUACUCAAGAAAUAUAAUAUACUCUGUGUUAUUGUUACAGUUAAAAGGCUUGAGGUUUUAUAUUUACAAGGAGAAGUGCGGCAGCGGUGAACACAAACUAAAAAACAUUUUUGAAGUAUGAAUUAAGUUGACCUUACAUUACAGAAAAGAAUCUGUGCUGGUCAAAUCUUUCUUGGCUGUUUUUAUUAAAAGGAUGAAAAGGGAGAGAUAAGUGAAAGCUGUACAGGCAUGCAGAUAGAAGACAAUUUUGGCCUGUCGACAGGUCGCCCUGAAUUAUGAAAACAGCGAUUCUGUCACAGCCUCAACAAACAUAAUCAAGCUCUUCACUGGCAAUCCAUUAAAACGCAUCAGCCUCUGUGCCAGCUGUCUUUUUUAGUGGCUUGUCCAUUUUCUCAUAACAUCAUAAUGUUGUUGUUUUUUUCCCAGCUGGCAAACCGCAUUAGCAGCAGCACAGGAAGGUGCAGGGUAGCCAGUCUGAACCUGAGUCACUACAUAUGAAAAAUAAACUCGAUUUAACAACAUAACCAAACUUUAAACCUCUUCUGAGCUCUCAAAUUUAAAAAUAUUCAAGUAUUGUAUAGUGAAAUGGUAUAACCAUGGUGGAAGGACUCUUUUAGACGAUUAUUAUAAUGAUUAAAUCAGGGAUUGUUUUACAUUUUGGGAGUUGUGCUUAUUCUUAUUCUUAUUGAGAGCUAGAUGGGAAUACAGUAUUGAUAUCGCUCAAAUGUCUGUACGGUAUAUAAUGGCACUGCAUUUAAAAAAAUCUGGCUCACUGUUUGCCAUGUGUCCAGUCUCUAUACCCAUAAAAUCACAUUUUAACAUUUAGUAAGAGCUGCUGGUAGGAGUAUUUUGUGACCUUUGGAUAGAGCAAAGCUAGUCGUUUCCCCUGUUUUCAGUCUUUCUCUGCUAGGCUGAGCUAACCAACAUCCAGCUGUAACAUGAUAGAGGUAUCAAUCCUUAUCUUAUGCUCAGCAAGAUAGCAAAAUAAGCAUUUUUUCCCACCAAAAUGUUAAUCUAUCUCUCUAAAAAUGUAUAUAUGUAACAAAAAUGUUAAGGGAAGCAAACUGAUCUAUUUCAGCACCCUGUCCUGGCUGCCCAGAUCAUAUCAGUCAGCUGUCAACAUGGUGCCAGCUGUCACCUGUUGAGCGUUUUUAAAAUGUGCGUUUAUCAGCAUCACGACUCCUCUGCCUCUUGCCUUACAUUAACUCUCUGCCUCUGCCCACAUACAACACAUUCAUUUUCUUUUCUUUCUCUGCAUGAUAUUGCGCAACCCUGCAGCUCACACGCCAGCCUUUCACUGUGACCUGACACCUGCUCAGUAGCAUCAGCGUGUGUGUGUGUGUGUGUGCGUGCGCGUGUGUAUGUGCCAUAAAAGUCAUCAUAAGUGUGUGCAUCUCUACAUGAGUGGGUGAAAAAAACGUGCAUGUGCUCAGGUGUGUUUCUACAUGAUUAUUCUGCUUGUUGUCUGUUACCUGUUAAAUUGGUCAGAUUUUAAAAUAAGCAUGAAUUUGUUGCUCUGUGAGUCACACAAGCCUGCAAAUUUAAUCAUACAGAUGGUGUUUUGGUAACGGGAAACUGCCCACAUGGCUUUUAGUUUUGAUCUCAGCAGUUUGACUCUAUUGUUUUAAGUUCCAGUGACGUUUUCAUUCAGGGACAAGAGGCAAUUACACUGCCGCCGUGGUCAUUUGCUGCUUUCCAAUGAGUCAGGGUUGUAAUUUGAAUAUAUUUGUGCAAAGGCCACACUGUUUAUUGUCCACACACUUCUGCAGUAACUUGUGGCUUUUCUUGUCAGCUUCUGAGUCUUGUUUGUUACCUUUCUUUGUCUUUUGAUUCAAAUUAAAGAUAGCUGUCAGCAUGAUUAACAGAUUUCAGUGUGAUUUUCAAACAUCCCUAACAGCUGCUGAGAAGAUAUUUGUUUUGUUUCUGUUUUUUUGUUUUUGUUUGUUUUGUUUCAACUAUUUUUACUGCCGGGGGGAAAUGGGCGUUUCCCAUUGUCCCCAAUGUUGUUAAUUCUGGAUGAAUGUCUCCUCUGUAUAAUUUGUUUUAAACAGAUUUAGUUAAAUUGGGAUGAGAGCCGUCAAAGAAAAUGUCUGUGAUGUAAAAUGUGCAACAGGAAAACAAUUGAUACAAGAUAUAGCUUCUAUAUAUAGCUUCUAUCUAUAUAUAAAUAUAUAUAUUCAAAGACAAAUACAAAAUAUAAAGAGUACCACUUCGAUCUUUUCUAAGAAUGUAUUUUGAUUAUGUAAAUGAGCACUAUGAUUCUACUUGAUUUAAAAAGAACAAAAAAAAGGCAUAUUCUAUGGUGUCUCUCAUAUCCUUUAGGUAUGGGGGAUAAAACAGCAGCAUUAAAUAAAUGCAUGGUGAUCUUCUGUCUCCUGUUCAUAUUUUAAAAAAAGCUCUGUCUAUUUACCAGCACUGUGUCAGUCAGUGAGACUGUAUUGUGAAGUUAUCCAGCCUUUCUCACAGGGCUAUGGAUGGUAAAAAAAAAACAUUCUUGAGGGGUUUCCUUUUCUGUGUUUGCAUAUCGCUGCUGCUAUGAGCAACUCUGAUCCAAUCAGCCUCUGCUAUAAUGACCUUUGUUGUGUAACUGAUUGAGGAUAUUCCAUUUUAAUGCAUCGACUGCAAGAACUUUGCAUUUACUUACAAAUAAAGAGAAACAUUUACAGAAUAUGUCAA